Messenger RNA from Penaeus monodon (black tiger shrimp), 2725 nucleotides. RefSeq lists its product as uncharacterized. The record is from RefSeq and is a predicted model, not a curated record. Lineage: Eukaryota; Metazoa; Arthropoda; Malacostraca; Decapoda; Penaeidae.
CUGUAACCGUAAACAAAAACAAACUUGAAAUUCUCUUGCUUUGCGUUUGAAGUUUUUUUUCGAAAUAUUUGUCAUUUGUUAGCAAUGUUAAAAUGGUUAACCAAGGAGAUAAGAAACAGGUAUCUGCUGAUGACUAUCAUCAUGCUGAGGAAAAACUCUAUACAACUAUUGUGGAAUCUGCUAGCACAGCUAUGUCCCUCAUAAUUGACAAGUACAUUUGCCUUGCCAAUGGCUUGCCAGCCCCUGACAUGGACAUCGAGGAGUACUUUGGCAGCAGGAACAAGAAGAAGCAGAGCCUCUUGAAGUACCUAGAGGAUCAUGAGCCCAAUGAAACAACUUGCAGUCAAACAAAGGUGCUCUCCCCCAAGCCUCUGCCUGCAUGCCAGUCCAAAAGCUGCACUGAAGAAGAUAUUCAGAGGGAAGUGCAAGAAACAUUGCAGAGAAGGAAGUCCCAGCUUGGAUUGCCAGAUGACUAUGAGGUGCAAGAAGUCCAAGACAUGGAACUUGAUUUGGAAUCUGAUAGUGAUCUCAGUGAAGCUGAAGGAGAUAUCAAGGAUGUUUCCAGCAAGCAAGCCAAUGAUUGGAGGAGGAAAGGGAACAGAUUAGAAAGGAAGAAGGAAAUUUUGAGAGGGGAGACUCAGACCCGGAGUCGGACGAGUGAACCUGCAAUAAACGAGAGGAAGCAGAGACACGUUUUGGGUGGGACUGCUAGUAGUAAGACCCAUGGCAGAAAAAUCACAAAUAUGGAAAAGGUGAAAGGAAAUAGCACACGCAAGCCAGAAAAAAUCUGCACGAGUGGCCCUCUUGCAUCUGUCUUGCCAGAGGAGCUUGAUCAUGGGGCUCUUCUUGUCACAGAUAUGCUAGAUACAAUCUAUAUUCCACCUUUCACAUGCCAGGAAAGAGAGAAAACCUUAAUGAAAAUAGAGCAGAGAUUAGGAAAACAUGUGAUGGUCUUCCAUUUCAGCUGCUUGGGUGGAAAGGACAUUGAACCUCAGGUAGAUGAUUCCCGCAGAGAUAUUAGAGAAAUUACCACAUGUCCAACCAUAAAGGAUGGAGACUCGCAAACACAAAGUAAAACAGCAGAUAAGACCUCAAAGAAAAAUUCCAUGCACCAUGAAAGCAGAAGUCAAACCAAGAAAGAUACUCACAGUGCCGGCAGCAAAGGUGACUGAACGCGACAUAUGUGAUCCCAAGACUUCGGAUGCUCACUCAGGUGGAAGAACACGUAGAAGAAAUGUACAAAAUACUUUAAAGGAAAAAUCCUCAGGUGAAGAGAGGGUAGAUAAUUUGCCACAAGAGCGAAGGAAGUCGAGGAGGAUAUCUGCUUUAUCCAGUCAACUUAGAGAGAAGUGCCAGGAGACACCUGAGCAACAUGGGUCGCCUUCUGAGCAGGGGGAGACAACUCGUCCCUCUCUUGACACCAUUGGGAAAAAUACUCAGCCAUCCUUCAGAAGAUCACAAGAAAAGAAGGAGGGGUAGACCAAAAUCAAAAUCUCAUGUUGUGACUUCCUCUACAGUACCAGAAACAGACAUCAAAACUAGAAAAAGGUCUAUUUCGGACCAAGUGACCAGACAGUUGAGAAUUAGUUUGGAAAACAUAUUCCCUUCAGAGGAAGAAAGGUUAGAAAAAAAAAUUAAAAAUAAAGAGCAAGAACUUGCAAUGGUGCCUAGUGUGCCUGAAUCCUUACAGCCAUUAAAAGAAGACAUGCAAGCAGUCAGUGAAGUAUCUUCAGAAAAAAGGAAUGAUAAGAAUUCCAGUAGAGAAAAUGUUGAUGCAUAUCAAGAUUUAGCCAGCAGUGACAAAGAAAAUAAUCCUCUUCCUGUAAAUUCUGAAAAUAUUCCAAAUCUGACAUCUGCUUCUACAGAUAGCGAAACUGAACCUCAUCUGGACUUCAAGAAACAGAAGCCCAAAAUUCGUAGAGUGUUGCUAAGUAAUGGCCGAAUUGUUUUCAAGUACAAGAUGAACAGUGAAAAGGAGAUUUGCUCCCAAGAUUUACCACCAGAGGGUGUGACGAACAUUCCAGAAAAUACAAGGAAUGAGAGACAGAGAACUGGGAGUAUCCUGGGCAACAUAUCUGGAAAUUUAUGGCAGAAGAGAAUGUGGCAUUCAAAGCAAGAGGAGAGUAUUAUAGCUGGUAUUGACCCCGUUAAGAAAAAACGAAAGAGCUUGUCAAGGAGACAUAAACAUGUGGGUCUUAAGGCCUCUGAUUCCAUGCAGCUCAAGUGGAGUAGCAUGAUAGCAAGAAACAGCACAGUGGAACUCUCAAGCAUUGUGGGAGACAACAGCACAUUAUCUGUGAUCCAUCCAAUGGGAAAAAUGAAUGACAGAGCUAGAAAGCAGGAGGGAGCAGGAUCUGGUGUGAGGCAAAAGUGGAAAAUGCUUCAGGCGCCAGAGCAUUCUGCACAGGAGGCCAUGAGAGGAAUGCAACAGAACCCUCUUAAAAAAUUUGCCAAACCACAGGCUUUCCCUCACGAUUCCAAGAAGGUUAACAGAAGAAAUGCCGAAGAGAGCCUCAUGGAGACAGAACAGUCGAAGCUCCUCCAGCUCUACAGUGUCAGGAAGCCAGUGACAACACUGACUGACCAGAGGGAUCAGAGUUUCAGUUCUAAUGAGGACACAACUCUCCUGACUGUGGAAAGUUCGUCAAGGGUGGUUGGGCCUUUCCACAGUUCCCUGACCACAGCCAUCAAGCUAAGGGAACAGUUAAGAGACACUUCAGAGCAG